Messenger RNA from Sycon ciliatum, 2494 nucleotides. RefSeq lists its product as uncharacterized. The transcript is spliced from 8 exons. The record is from RefSeq and is a predicted model, not a curated record. The coding region runs from base 59 to 1771 and encodes 570 amino acids. NCBI's taxonomy places the organism in Eukaryota, Metazoa, Porifera, Calcarea, Leucosolenida, Sycettidae.
CGUCGCACUAGGACUGGACCGAGCAGCCAGGUAAGCCCCUUCGUGAACUGUGAAAUCCAUGUCCAGGAAGCAUUUUGACCGUGUGCCGGGCGUCCUCACUGCCUCCAGAACGCUAGCACGACUCGUGAAAGUAUCUAGUUCUACGGGUCAAAAACAUCCUGUUGAUGUUGGAACUCCGUUUGGGCAUUUUAGAGUCAUUGCCUACACAUAUUCUGGUAGCAUGGGUAUGAAUUUCAGCCGCCUGAACGGUCGCAGGGCAGCACAUUAUGAUAUGGGAGCGCGACCUGAGCGCUCGUUGGGCCGGUACCUGCCACACGCCAUUGCGGCGGAUUGCGCCGAGUCUCCUACAACAACCAGUCACCCGCUGGUGGAGCUAAGAGAAACUGCCGGAGUGGUGCUAUCCGAAGUUGAUAUCAGUAACAUUGAACAAAGCUCUGUGAUGGCCAUGGAGGCAAAUCAAGAACAGAAGCGAGAUGACGAGCGCCAUGAUGCGGAUGAAGUUAACAUUCCCUGUGGCGUGAGAAACACAUUCUGCCAGUAUGCCUUCUCUCCACCAGCGUCAGGAGCAGCUGCUGCUACAGCCUCUAGCCAUGGAGAAGCGCUGAGCCGAGCAAGUGACCCGGCCAUUCAUGCUACACGGGCACACAAGAUUGUAGUGCUUCACGUGAACUUCGUCUCGGCCUGGAGGCACUGUGAAGAGAAUUCGCCAUGGACAACAAUUGAACAGAUGAUGGAAUUAAUGGCCAAAGAGCACGAUAUCCGUGUGGAAUGGAAGAGACUGGAUGGCAUCUUAUCGGUUCAGGGCAUUGGUACAAAUGCCCAGGAGGUUCAACGCUGCCUCGAGGAGCACAACAGAGAAAGCGGGGUGCACGUUAUAGGUGUCCUUAGCAUGGACGACUCUAAUCGCCUCGCUGUUACUCACGAGAUAGAGCAGCAGUCAAACACCUUGAAGCCAGUGUAUGACAAACUACGAGAUGGCACAAGAAAGCUCAUGAUCGUGUGUCGCGACGAGGCAAGCAAGAGGCUCGGUGCCAGGGUCUGCUCUGUAGGUAUUCAAGACAGACUGGAGAACUCCUUGCCACGAGCCUUUUUUGAUGCACUGGGCCCGGGCCUUGUGCUCAGCUGGUGGAAUACAGUAUCCAGCAAGCAGCUGGUUGAGAUCUCAAAGUUCAUGGACAUCCAGCGCAAGCCAAUCCUCUACCUGGAUGGGGGGAAAAAGCUCAAUAAGCAUGCCAAGCCUGCUCCGAAUCUGGAAUUCUGUAUCGUACAUAACCAAGAAGAGAGUGCCAUGGCUAACCUAGUUAUUGAGCAGUUGCCAUACGGUGGAAGUGAACAGGCCAGCCGCCUUCCCAUCACAAGGAGGAAUACGCUCACCGAGAAUCUGGUAGAGGAAAAGCUAAACAGCAUGCAAGAAGGCACCCGCAAAGUUGCUGUCCUAUUGGAGUGGAGCGACCAGAGCGUUGAGACGUUCUCGAAGUACCACAACACACUCACAGCAUUCGACGUCGUCAUCCUCUGCUUCAUGGGAUACAGCAAGGAACGAGAUCGAGAAAACGUUGCGGCAGCAAGGGAAAUCUUCAAAGAUUGUGAACCAAAUGUUCACUUGUGGUGGUGGCAUGAUCCCAAUGAAGCCAUGAAGUCUCUAGAAGUACAGAAUAUCCCAUGGGCCCAUCAGCAUAAGAAGAAAGCAUGGCUUAGGCGCAGGUGGGAGGACGUAAUCGAGUAUGCGUCUGGAAUCAGACACCUUAUGUUACGGCUUGUAUGUGAAUAGAAGCAGCAAAGUCCUGAGCCACCCACACCCACAAUGAGCAGUACGUCUCGUUCAGCUCCCGCCCCCUCCCCCCCCCCCUCCACACACACACACACACACACACACACACACACACACACACACACACACACACACACACACACACACACACACACACACACACACACACACACACACACACACACACACACACACACACACACACACACACACACACACACACACACACACACCUCUUGUUCUCAUAUGUCCACAAAAGGAGAGCAGAGGUUUUUGCUCGCUUGUUUCCAGACAAUAGACAGGCUCCUAUAAAUUUACAAAGACUGAAGAUCCAAGUGCCAAGGUUAAUAUUUUUAAUUUUAUUUUGAAAGCCUUUUCGCUAUCAUCAUAAUUGUUUGGCCUUCUAUGCUUUCCUUAGCAUUGCCGAAUUCUGAUUAGGUGGCAUUCUUGGACUUUGCACGAUGUAGUGCUAAGCCAGUCGCCACUCACAGACCACUCUCUGAGCCAGGCUCUAUUCACCGUGAAUCUCAUGACUGCCAUUGCCUGGGUACCGGUAAUCGUGCUGCAUGUUUUGUAAACUUCAGUAGAUGAUUAUCGACAACAAAUAGGCCAAGUGCAGACCAUCAUUAUCCGCAACGCUGGCCAUUAUCAGCUACAGCAUUUACCAUAGUUCAAUAGUAGGAAUCUCCAAUCUUCCUCUUAUCAAAUUACGCUUCGUGGAAC